Molecule: messenger RNA, 243 nt
Organism: Histoplasma mississippiense
Lineage: Eukaryota; Fungi; Ascomycota; Eurotiomycetes; Onygenales; Ajellomycetaceae
Exons: 4
Coding region: 1-243 (80 amino acids)
Source: RefSeq, a predicted model, not a curated record
AUGCAGCAGGAUGUGCUGCGCUUCGGAAGGUUGGAUGUUAAAGUUUCUAAGGCUGGCACAUUCCCAGCUUCUGAAUUGGUGCGUGGGGCUAUACCGCCAACAGGAGAAGCAAUGCUUGAUGCUGAAGAUAGAAGCGCGAAUAGGGUCGUUGGCCAGAAUGAUGAAAGGCUGUGUGUAAAGAUACACACAAGUGAGUUUGAUAUCAACACGAAGAUCAUCGAGAUAGUAAUUACCAUGAUAUAG